Messenger RNA from Musa acuminata AAA Group (dessert banana), 4140 nucleotides. RefSeq names its product G-type lectin S-receptor-like serine/threonine-protein kinase LECRK3. The transcript has a single exon. The record is from RefSeq and is a predicted model, not a curated record. Gene Ontology annotation, molecular function: protein serine/threonine kinase activity; ATP binding. Gene Ontology annotation, biological process: protein phosphorylation. Bases 352 to 2781 code for a protein of 809 amino acids. NCBI's taxonomy places the organism in Eukaryota, Viridiplantae, Streptophyta, Magnoliopsida, Zingiberales, Musaceae.
GCACAGCACUAGUUUCGCCAGUACAAAUCUAAAAGCAUGACACGGAAACAUCCAGAUCACUGAUCUCUCAUCUUCCGAACUCGGCUAAGCAUUCCUGUGGAUGCGAGAUCCUGUGAUCAGCGUGCGACCUUACUAUUCAACCCACUAAUUGGCUGACCAGGUCAGCACGAUUGAGACAUCCUGGCCUCUCUUGACGUGUCCUCUACGACACCAAUGGAGGGAUUACUUCAAGUCAACGACGACGGAGAAAGACUUCGCAAGUUUCUUGCCGUCCAACAAAUAAUUCCUUUCAGUAGGCCGAUGAGCUUACCCGCGAACAGCGGAGAAUAGAGCUCGAGAGACCGACGAAAGAUGGCGUCGCCCCCUUCUCCCUAUCUCUUGCCUUCGCUCAUCCUCACUCGCACUUUCCUCCUCGUCUUGCUACUAACCCAGACCAUCUCCUCCGCCCAGAGCUACUCCAACAUCACGCAGGGCACCACCCUCACGGCUGGCUCAUCGACCAGCUCCUGGCUCUCUCCCUCCGGCGACUUCGCCUUCGGAUUCUACCCCACCGACGCCCAAGCCUCCCUCUUCCUCGUCGCCAUCUGGUUCGAGUCCACCUCCCCCAAAGCCGUCGUCUGGUCCGCCAACCGCGACGCUCCUGUCCGAUCAGGCUCCACCCUGCAGCUGACCAGCGACGGCCGCCUCUCCCUAAAGGACGACGGCGGAAACGAAGUGUGGAGCGCGGGCCCUGCCAACGCCUCGACCGCCGCCGUCCUCGACUCCGGCAACGUCGUCCUCACUGCUUCCGGCGGCAUCUUGUGGCAGAGCUUCGAUCUUCCUACGGACACGCUCCUGCCGGGUCAAGUCUUGGGACUGGGCUCCGACCUUCGUUCCCAGCUCACCGACUCCGACUUCUCAGAUGGCCGAUUCGAGCUCGCGGCGCAAACGAGCGGCGAACUCCAGCUCCUACCGCUGGCCAUCCCCUCUGGAAACCAAUACGAUCCAUACUGGUCCAUCGACACGACCGAUUCCGGCUUUCAGCUCGUCUACAACGAAUCCGGCAGCAUAUACUUCGCUCUCACGAAUGGUACUCUGCUCAACGUAACUAUGGCUUCUGUCUAUUCCACCGAAGACUUCUUCCAACGCACGAGGCUGGAUCCCGACGGCGUCUUCCGCCAGUACAUCUACCCCAAGAGCGGCAGGGCGACCGGAUCCUGGAGUAGGAAAUGGAAUGCGGUGGCCAAAGUGCCGGCGGACAUCUGCAAAGAUCUUCAAUCCGACGGCGCUGGUAGCGGCACCUGUGGCUUUAACAGCUACUGCAUGUCCGGCGGAGAUCAGAGCGAGGUAAACUGCUUGUGCCCACCAGGGUACUCCUUCAUCGACCCGGAGCGGAAGUACAAAGGUUGCGACCAGGACUUCCCACCCAGCUGCAAACAAUACGAUCCUGCUCAGUUCAACCUGAUCCCCUUAAUCAACGCCAACUGGCCCUUCUCGGAUUACGAGCACUACACGAACGUGAACGAAGACCAGUGCAGACAGUACUGUUUGGAGGAUUGCCUCUGCGCGGUUGCCAUCUUCUGGAACGGAAAGGAAUGCUGGAAGAAGAAGCUGCCGCUGUCGAAUGGAAAGCUGGGUAGCUAUACGAACGGGUCGACACUGAUAAAAGUGUCGAAAACUAAUUAUAAUUCCCUGUUGCCGCCAUCGGGUCCAGUUAUAUCUGUGGUGAAGAAGGAAAGGAAGACUUUGAUUCAGAUUGGAGCAGUGCUUCUGGGGUGCUCUGGGUUUUUUAAUGUGAUCUUCAUCGCGUUGAUCAUUGCAAAGAUCUUUGGUUCCCCUAGGGGGAGGAGUCCGACGUUUCAGCCGCAGACCAGCAUGUCCAAAUUUAAUAUCAGAGUCUUUAGUUACAAGGAGCUUGAAGAAGCAACCGAUGGAUUCAAAGAAGAACUGGGAAGAGGGGCCUUCGGUUCAGUUUAUAAAGGUGUGCUGUCAUCCUACAUUAGCACUAAUAUUGCGGUGAAGAAGUUAGAUCGGCUGCUUCGCGAGAACGAGAAGGAGUUCAUAAAUGAGGUGAGAUCUAUUGGGCAGACUCAUCACAAGAAUCUGGUCAGAUUGAUUGGAUACUGCAACGAAGGGACGCACAGACUUCUGGUGUACGAGUACAUGCGAAACGGGUCGUUGAUUGGCUUCUUGUUCGGCAAUAUAAAGCUGCAUUGGCAGCAGAGGGUCCAAAUCAUAUAUGGAAUCGCAAGAGGAUUGCUUUACUUGCACGACGAGUGCAGCACUCCGAUCAUCCACUGUGACAUCAAACCUCAGAAUAUACUCCUGGAUGACAAUUUUGUGGCUAGGAUUUCGGAUUUCGGGUUAGCGAAGCUGCUGAGGGCUGACCAGACUCGAACCAAUACCGGCAUAAGGGGAACAAGAGGGUAUGUAGCACCAGAGUGGUUCAAGAGCAUGGCGAUCACGAAGAAGGUGGAUGUGUACAGCUUUGGUGUGAUGAUGCUGGAGAUCAUAUGCUGCCGGAAGAACUUGGAAACAGAGAUAGGCGAAGAGGAGGAACCGGUGCUCAUUUACUGGGCUUACGAUUGUUACAAGGAUGGGAUGGCGGAUCUUUUGGUGCAGCAUGACAAAGACGCACUGGCCGAUAUGGAGGAGGUGGAGAGGUUUGUGAAAAUAGCGUUUUGGUGCAUCCAAGAGGAUCCGUCGCUCAGGCCUUCGAUGCAGAAGGUGACUCAGAUGCUGGAAGGAGCAGUUGAAGUUUCUCUGCCACCCGAUCCUUCCCCAUUCCUGACCACAAAUUAGUCACAGAGUUCCUGAGUGCUUGGACUUAGGUUUGCUCUUCUAAUUCUCCUGAAACCCAUGGCUGGUGCAAGAAUCGCUGCAAAGCGCAUAUUGUGGUAGCAAACCAAGUGUAUUAUGGAAACUUAUCAUAUAGCCAGCCUUCCUACUAUCAGUAUACAUAGAAGUCCAGUCUGCAAGGCUCUCGCCUAUGUUGAAUUUGGGAAGCACCAAUACAUUGGUCAUAGAUAGUAUCUUGUAAUUUAAACACGAAACCAGUGAAAUAGUUUGCUGCAUAAUUCUUCCUGAAUACACUAAUUUAUUAUUUUCUUUUUUCUUGUGGUUAAAAUAUCUAUCAAACAGAGUAGGUAAUCAAGGAUAAGGUCGUUGUGGAAUUUGGGGAGAGAAAAAGAAGCAAUGAAAAAGAGUUUCUGUAAGAGAGAGAGAGAGAGAGAGAGAGAGAGAGAGAGAGAGAGAACAGUUGGGAUUAAGAAAGGCAUAUCAGGUGGCGUUAAAACUUGAUUCUGAAUCUUCAGAAGUUUUUAGAUAACUAUUACCUUGUUCUUCCAUAGAGAGACUCUGCAUGCGAACAUAGAUCUACCGAACAAAUAUGAGUUUUAUAUGAUCGAUCAUAUUUCUUAUUCUUUUCUCUCUUUUUUUUUUCCUAGUUUGUGUGAUGGUUUUCCCCAUUGUAUCCAUUGCUACGACAUCUUCUACCUUAACCUUUCUAGAUCUUCACCCGCUUUAACCUUUCUCAUAAAAUCCAUGCCUACCGUUGUGGUUAAUUAAAUUUACCUAAAUUAUAAACACCCUAAUAAUGCUGGGCAUCUCUGAAGCUAUGAGCAUGCUUAUUUCACUCUUUCCUGAUGGUCUUUUUCUUUCUUCUGAAGUUGGUUGCUAGUGGUACGUCGGACGAUGAACGGAAGGCCGCGAUGAACUCUGUUAACCCAAAGUACAUCCUCCGGAACUAUCUGUGCCAAAGCGCCAUCGAUGCAGCUGAACAAGGUGACUAUGGGGAGGUUCGCAGGCUUCUGAAACUCAUGGAGCACCCAUACGAUGAUCAACCGGGAAUGGAGAAGUAUGCACGGUUGCCACCUGCAUGGGCUUACAGACCUGGUGUGUGCAUGCUAUCAUGCUCAUCUUGAGGAUGAAUUUGAUUGGGCAUAACUGCCAUAUACUCAAACCUGAUUGUAUAUACCAUUAAAAAGUUUUACUCCGAUAAUGUAUUAUGAGGAUAGCGCUAUCGAAUGCAUCACCCGUUCUGUUUAUUAGUUUACGUUUCUAUGCUUAACCAGUGGUUAAUCUGUGUUGUAAUCGAAACCUUCCAACCUUUCUCUGGGAAGUGAUGCAUUAGAUAAAAGGGUCGAUGUCAAUUUCCUGUCA